GCAGAAUCAACAGCGGCUUGUCUUCGUUGCGCUCACGUAAUUUCGCCAGAGGAAUCGUUAGUAUUCUUUUGCUAUUUCGCAAAAAUCAUGCCGUCGUGCGGUCUCCUCUCCGUGAAGAUUGUUUUCCUGCCACUGUUCAAUGCACUCCUUGCGCAGUCGCUAUCUACUACUUCCCAACCAGAACUGAUACAACCUUCGCGGGAGGACCAUGACAAUAUCGGUCCUCAAGUAGAACGAGUACCAGACGAGCAGCAAAACGUGAUGAAGACGUCGGGUAUUUCCUCUGUAGUAUCUUCACAGCACCAGAUUCUGGGUUCACCACCUCGGGCCGAUGUAAAAUUGCGCAAAAGUGGAUUGUACGAAGAACAGGAACACCAGCGGCAAAGAACAACAACACACGGCACCAGUGCAGGUGGUGAAGAUUUUAAGUACGGGGAGAACAAGACUAAACGGAAGGCGACGGGUCGUUCAUCGGCACUAAUAGAAGCUUUGAGAUCUACUUCGAAGUUGCCAGCACCAACACAAGCCGUGAAUAAAACUAAAAGCAACCUGGUCCGCCGUGAAAUUCAGUACAACGAAGAGGUGGAGGGGGAGGAUGGGAGUGAUGGGAGUGCUCUAUUCCACCUACGGCCCGCCGCUGAUGCAGGAGCAGAUCGCAACAUCACAAAGCAGGGAUUUGCUUCAUCUGCUUCAUCUGGCCAGAGACGACCAAGAACACCUCCACGUACACAUCUUCGUGGGGACGAUGCUAGUCAUGCUUUUCUAGAAGAUGAGACGCGAAACGCGGAGGUAGAAGAACCACUGCAUGAUGUGCAUCUCGUGAGAAAAUCCAAAUCCUCCGAGAGUUUUGACGUGGAUGACGAAGCGGUGGGAGAACAACGGCCGGGCGAGAAGGAACAUACUGGACAGGAACAAGAAAUGGAGGACGCGGCUGGGCAGGAUGCCCAUGAUCUACCACUACAUCUACAUCUUCCACGAACGACUGAAAGAAGUGCAAGUACUCCUGGCAGGAUGAAAUUCUUCGACGAGAAAGACAACAUCUUUUCCCGCGGUAACGAAACGACGUUCCUGGAGAACUACGCUCAGCGAGGACGUCAACAGCAACAUCUACAUCGUAACACAGAGAGUAAAGAGACACUGUCAACGUCAAUGUCUGCAAGUGGGUUCUGCGAUGCCAGCGAGCGGAUGGCGGACACCAAUGCGGAGCAAUACACCUGUUAUCGCACGAAAAGUAAAUGUUGGACCAUGGAUAAGUACACCUGUCAUCGUUUCACCGUGGAACUGUAAGUAUGCAGCAUCUGCAAGAACUACACACAGCUGCCUUCCUGAUGCAUCAAAAUGCAGCAAAAUCAAAAUGUUUUUUUUUUGAGGUGUCCGUGCUCUUCCCGAUGACCAUGACAAUACGUAGAGUGCGCGAAGCAGAUUUUUUGGGUCAUCUGCGACACAAACUUGUCAUUGUCCACGGCCGUCGCGCCACAGGGACGUCCUACCCGUAGAUCAGCAAUGUCAUCGUCACGCAAGACAUCCAAUAUCCUAAAGUUAACAACAUUUUUUUCCGUGGGAUGCCCUUGCUGACAGCAGCAAUAAAGAUUGUUAUCUUGUUAUCCUGUGUACUUAUGAACGUACCCGCCCAACAGGUAUAGUGAGAGUCCGGACAGAAUUUCUGCAUACACAGAUUCACCAGGUUUGGGAGUUGCGCAUGACAAAUUUAGCAAUGCAGUGUAGAAGUCGUCCCUGGCGAGGCUUAGACCAGCUGCAUCGCAAACCCGCUCUCUCGUCCUGUAUUUUGGGGCAUGACAUCGAUGACUUUGCAAACACGACUAAGUAGAAAUAAGUAAGUGCCUUCCAUCCAUGGCGAGGACGAGCUUGGUCGGUAGUAAUGUUGUUGGCAGGUAAUAAAUCUCUGCGCCGGGUACGUUUUCACUCAUGAUACUUGUGUGGCAUGUCGACCUUGAAGAUUUUCAACGCAAGGAAAGUGAGGGCAACUCCGUGGGGAAGGAAUGCCUCCUCAGUUCACCAAUGUACGAUGCGUCUCAGAGCUCCAGCACGAAAAACGUAGCGGCAGAUUACACCUUUGCUGCAUCUGCCCCCGGCGCGGACGUCGGGAGUGGGCUUUUUCAAUCGGAUACGCAUUGCCCAAUUUGUAUGUCUGUGUCUGGAUGCAAGAAUUGGGUUGCUUGUCUCGUUGUCGCAUAAUUGGUUUCAGCCUUGUAACUAACGCGUGUGCGCGAAAAGGUCGUGGACCUGGUCGACCUCUUGGCCGUCAUACAAAAACACGGUGUGCCUUUUUCGCGGAAGCUGCAACACCGAGCCGCUUAACACCUUCGCGGAUCGGUUGCUGUGUGAUAUAGUAUAACCGCAGUAGGUGUAGGCUGAUCAUUCACAGCCCUUUUUUUUUGCUGACCCAGAUCCAGAGAGACCUAUUUGUUUCCAGUCGAUAUCCGAAGAGGAGUGCAGAACACAUUGCGACACGAUCCGGGGCUGCAACUUCUACGCCACCUAUGCAGUCCCGGACUGGACAGAUUCCAAUGACCAAUUUCAUUUUGGUGGUGUGGCAUGUUCUUUAUUCAAUCGGUGUCCUUGCGCGAACGGCGGAAGCAGGUGCACCAUGUACAAACACGCCAGUAUCCAACAAAAAAAGUGAUGAUGUUACAAUACAGUUACACAGUUAUUAUAACUUCAGCAACACGAUAAAGACAAACUUGCACAGCCCAGCGAGAACUUGCAUUGCAGAGAACAUAAGGGAAAGCACGCAAGGGAAAACACGCAGGCUUGCAGGCAUUUCCAGCAUGACAGCGGUGGCUUGUCUUGCUAGUUUUACAUCACAGCGCGUUACUGUAACAAUUUGUUUUUUCUUCAUAGCCGAGUUCAAGACAUACAGGUGUUACAGUACGACCACAACGUCGACCACCUCAACGACAUAUCCGACAGAAAAAGUGUGUUUCGUCUAGCUUUUGUUGACAGAGAGAACAUCAGCAUCACAAAUGACAGAAAAAUGACCUGUCUUCGUCUAGCGUGGGAGCAAAAACUUGCGCUGCGCUGAUAGUAUCUGUGAAAACUAUCGCAGUUUUCUUCACCUGCGUGCCUUAAGUACAACUAGGCGCGCUUCCUGAACAGACCGUACAACGCGUAUUCAGAACGAUUACAGGCAUAGAAACAGACGUCUAACACGAAAUCUCCUUUUUGUAGUUCUGCAUUACAAAGUAAAAGUUCUCCACACUACACGACAGCACACUUUUUUCUUCAAUACGGCAAGCACGAGCACGACUACAACGACUACCAGUUCGACCACAAGUACCAGCAAGACAGUGACCACGACUCCCGCACCUGGAAAUAAUGCCACAGGAAACGACACUGCAAGUAGUCGAGAAGAGUCGGAAGAAGAUUCCAGCAGCGGAAAAACAACGAGCACUCCGGUAUCCUGAGCAAAAAUGUACCCACCCCAGAGUUGUCAUGCAGAUUUGCAGCUACUCCACAUGAGAGGCAUUUCCAAUCGCGUUUUGCGCUUUGUAAUGCUGUCGACAGGAUGAGUAGAUGGAUUUGUGUUGCGGCUGUGCUUGCUAAACUGCACUACAAUACAGAGACGAACUUGUCAUGCUGGACCCCCAAAACUUCUCGAUUUGUGUUGCGAGAUCCCCAGCUUGACUCUGGUGUGGGGACGUUUUUACAUGGGAUAUCCGGGCUCCUUUGUCUCACCGCAGAUGGUCAUCCUUGGCGCGGCAGGUGGAAUAGCAGUAGUCUACUACUUCUACGCACAACAGCAAGCGGGAGAAGCAGCACUGUAGGUGUUCAUCUAACUUCUUGGGGUCGUUGUCGGGGACAUCGUGUGAACUACAGGUGGAACAAACACCUUCCUGUGCCACUUGCUGUAUGUCAGGAGCUCGGACAUAGCACGACCGUGGACCACAUCGGCCUGACUUUGAUAUUCAACGCAUCAAGUAGAACAUGCCUGUGUGUGAUCAUCGUCACUCGACGGAUGCUUUCUUAUCGCUGCUAUAGUGUUGCAAAUCCUAGACCUUCCAAUGGCACAAUUUUUCAGCGUGAUCUUCAGAAACUGAUAAAGAUUGAUGCUCGCGGGAAGGUCAUGAUACACCGACCUGUCUUGCUGUUUGCUCCAUUGCCCUCAGUGGGUACUUCCCAU
Amoebophrya sp. A120 is the source of this 4141-nucleotide messenger RNA. Lineage: Eukaryota; Dinophyceae; Syndiniales; Amoebophryaceae. The record is from the annotation of a GenBank genome assembly.